UCUCAUACACACACACACCCUUCCUGGAGGUGCUGGGAGCAGCUGCAGCAUUAGCGGCGGGAAGAGAAGCCGUUGACUGGAGUUUGCCCCCCCCCCACCACCUCCACCCGCCCUCCCCGACCGACUCUCUCACACACAAGCGCCCCCCUCCCUCCCUCCCCUCCACCCACCCCUGCGUUAAUGAAUGGAUGCUACGGCUAACGGAUCGCCGCCGCCGCCGCCAUCGAGGCUGGAUGUCUAUUCUUGACUUGAUUUCUUUCUUCUUCCUAUGCUCUCCUGUUUUGGCUUGUUUUUGUUGUCUCCCUCCCUCCCCGCCCUUCACUCGUGUUUGUCAAGGGUGGAGAGAAAAAACAGAAGGACGACGGGGGUGUCUGUGCGUGCGUGCGUGCGUGCGUGCGUGUGUGUGGCGGCGGCGCUCGACGGGGAUAAAGAUGGAGGUGAACGUGGCGUCCCCGCCGCUCGGCGUACUACCGUUGGGCUGAAUGCAGGAGCUUUGAUUUGGAUACAUUUUUUUUUGCCGCCUUUCCGGACAACGCUGAGCUAUUGUCAGGCCUCGAUGGGAAAGGAACAAUCCUGAAAACGACAUCCACCCCCCUCCCGCCCCCUCCACCCUUUCUCUUUUGAUUAUAUUUACCCCAUUUCACCUCCUUCCUACCUUCCCUCAACACCCCCACCUCCCCUCCCCCGCAUCGGAGCGUAAUGUGCCCCCCCGCGCAUGCAAAUGGUGGCCGGGUGAUGCCUCCCGGGAGGGAGCCCGCCACGAGCCGCCGCCGCUGCCUCCACCGCCGCGUCGCUGUUCGUCAAUGAGACGCACGCCACUUCUUCCUGCCAUGUCCAGUGGGCCAUCGCUCUAGCGGGACGCUCGCUACCCCAUGAGGGGGAGGCGCUGAGCCCCUGAGGUUGGUCCACCUCCCCCCUGCCCCCCCCUCUUCACCACCCCUCACCCCCCCCCCCCCACCUCCCCUAAAAAAAAAAAACAAGGGGGUCACGAUGAAGAAGAACCGCAACGUGCGGCGGGCCUGGGCCGGCUCGGAGAAAGACAUCCGUGUGCAGAAGCAGCACCUUCCUCCACCUCCUCCUCCCCAUUUCUCGCCGUCCCCGCCGAGUUUUCGGGCAUCAGGUGACGUGUCGCCCAUCAGCAUGUCGCCCAUCAGCCAGUCACAGUUCAUCCCGCUGGGCGAGAUCCUGUGCCUGGCCAUCUCGGCCAUGAACGCCGCCCACAAGCCCGUCAGCCAGGAGGCUCUGGUGGAGCACCUCACCGCCAGCUUCCCAGGCGUGCCCACACCCAGCGUGGAGGUUCUGCGACACACCCUGAACAUGCUGGUGCGAGAAAGAAAGAUCUACCCGACUCCAGAGGGCUACUUCAUCGUCACACCCCAAACCUACUUCAUCACGCCGUCCCUCAUCCGAAGCAACAACAAGUGGUACCACCUGGACGACCGGCUGCAGGAGCGACAAGCGACGCCGCUGGCGCCGCCGCAACCUCAGCAGUGUACUUCGCCCAAGUCGGGGAACGUCACGCCGUCGGCGCCCGCUUGCCCGUCGGAGAAGCCCUCCCGGAAGAAUCACAGCGACUCGUACAAUUCCCGACGCGACGAGCCGCCGCCGCCGAGGCUUCAGAGUAAGACGCCGAAGGAGCAGCAGAGUAAGACCCCCAAGGACCACGGCCAAGCUCCGGCGAGCAAGGAGCAGCGAGGAGAACCGCCGUCCUACCCCUACCCGCCCCCCCUCACGUCCCCCCCUGUCCAGAAAGAUCCGGCAGACAAGAGCAAAAGCGUGACGUCCUUCCCGUACAAAACGGACACCCUGACCAAAAAGAAAGAGGCCAGCGGAAGCGGCGAGAAACAAUCCAAGCGCUUCGGCCUGCGCCUCUUCCGCCUGAGCUUCAAGAAGGACAAGAUGAGGCAGCUGGCCACUUUCUCGGCGCAGUUCCCGCCGGAGGAGUGGCCGUUGCGCGACGAGGAGGUCCCCGCCGCGCCCAUCCCCCGCGAGAUCGAGAUGGAGAUCAUCCGGCGUAUCAACCCCGACCUGACGGUGGAGAACGUGGCCCGCCACACGGCCGUGAUGAAGCGGCUGGAGGAGGAGCGGACGCAGAAACACAAGGCGGGCUCGUCGGCGCAGCACAGCGCCCGCAGCCGACGGGGCCGCGGCCACCGGCGGGUCCCGCACGGUAAGUCUCGCUCGCACAGCAAGCCGAGGACUUCCCGAGGGGAGCCUUCCGAGGGUUCCAACUGGGAUCUUCUUUUCAUGGAAAGGGAUUACCGCUUCUUCAGCCACUCGCUGGUCCGCUCCCCUCGGGAGGCCAUGUACACCCUGGAGCGGCGGCGUAGCGGCGGCGGCGGCGCCGCCACGUACCUCGUCCACAGCAACCCCAACAUCACAGAGUCCUCCUGCCCCGUCACGCCCGAGUGGGACGUGUCCGGGGAGCUGGCCAAGAGGAGGACGGAGAUGCCCUUCCCCGAGCCCUCCCGGGGCACCUGCCAGUCUAGGGUGCAGAGGAGUCACAGUCACAAUCAGGAGCGCAAGUCGCGCCACGACCGCUCGGACCAGGCCAAGGAGCGCUCGCGCUCCAUGGACAAUUCCCUUAAAGGGCCGUCGCUCGGCCCGCCCGAAGACUUUGAGGCCGGAGCGGACGAGCGGGGCGGCGUUGGCGGCGGCGGCGGCGCCCACUACUACACGGACGACGGCACCCUGCGCGCCUCGCAGAAGUCGGCCCACUACUCAAGGAUCAUGUUCUCUGCUGCUAAGUUCCACUCGGAUUUCAAUGUGCCUGAUUUGGGGAAAGGGAGCGCGGACGAGUUGAGGCUCCGCAGUAGCGCCGAGAGGAACAAGAGCAGAGACAGUCUGCCGUCCUACAACGAGCUCAUGGGACUUUCUCCCAAGCCCUCGGCGGACGAAUACUUCCAGUGCAAUACGUCAAACGAAACAAUCCUAACUGCCCCCUCGCCUCAGGCAAAAUCAGAAUAUGACACGUUAACCUCAUCGGGAGGACGCCGAAAGGGCUCUCCGGCAGACCGCCAAACGCCUCGCCUCACUUCUCCGCACAAGGUGGAGUACAAGGAGGACUUGUCGGCGGCCAAGGGUCAAAACGGCGGCGGCGGAUCGCUGCGACUGACGCCGAGCCAGACGCCGGAGCCGGCGCAGAGCGCCCGCCUGACGCCGCACCAACACAACGUGGACCCCGGCGGGGGCGGCGGUGCCAUCAAGAGGAAGGAGAUCUUCAGCAAGGACACCUUGUUCAAACCCCCCCCACACAAUGCCUUGUCCGCGGGCUACGCGGACAGCAGCUACACCAAGUCUGGCACAUUGCGGAAAGCCUCGCACGCCAAAUCAACAGAGGCCCUCGACAAUCCUGAGCCCCAGCAGCCUUCCAAUUCCGCCUCGGCCUCGCCCGCCAUGUUGCAGGCCUGCCUCGAGCCAACCGUCCCGCCCGCCUCCUUCGACUACUACAACGUCUCGGACGACGAGGAUGACGAGGAGGCGGAGGAGGACUCGCACAAAGAGUUGGCCAAGGCGGAGGACGGCAAGGACCAUCGGGAAGCGGGCGGUAACGGCGGCGGCACCGUUGUGGGCGGUGGCGGCGGUGGCGCCGGGGAGGGAACCAUCAAGUGGCUCCUGCAGCGGGAGAAGGAGCACGAUCUGCAGCGCAAACUGGAGAGCAAUCUAACCUUGCUCAGCCCCAAGGAGACGGAGAACGGCAGCAGUCAGAAGUCGGCCCACUCGGCGCGCUUGGACAGCAUGGACAGUAGCAGCGUCACCGUGGACAGCGGAUUCAACUCGCCCAGGACGCGCGAGAGCCUGGCGUCCAACACGUCCAGCAUCGUGGAGAGCAAUAGGCGGCAGAACCCGGCGCUGAGCCCCGGGCACCACGUGGGCCCGGGCGGCGCGGGACUGCCCUUCAGCUUCCGCGCCAUCCCCGAGCCGCCCGCUCCGUCGCAGCCCGACAAACUGCAGAAGCCCGCCAACUGCCUGGCCUCCAUCACCAGCGUGUAGAAGCCAGGGGACGACUUUUUUUUUUUUUUUUUUUUUUUGCUUUUCCUUAUUUUUUUUCUUCUGGUAUCUCACACAUUCACACACCUUGGGACUCCGGAGAAUCUUACUGGGACUGUUACAAACAAACAAACAAAAAACAGGCAUGGCUUCUAGAGACUGUUCCCACAGCUUCAACAAGAACUUGACUGCAAAAAAAAAAAAAAAAAAAUCAUAAGGAAAGGCCAGAAGACUUCACAGAAGACUUUUUGCUGACUUAUCUGGAGAUUUACCGGUAUGGGAAAGUAGUAGAGUAUAGGAUUCAAGUAACAUUUGGAAGCUUUUUCUAUCACCUCAUGUCCAAUUCAGUGUUCUUCUUCCCGAACAAAGGCUCAACGGAUCAGCACAAUGUGGAGACCACCACAAGAAGAAGAAGAAGGAGGGAUAAGGAAAGAUAAUACCGACAUAAAUCAGCUCUGGUUUGUGUGGCGCGAUGCAAAUGAUGUAAUGUAUACUCCAUACUUUUGAUAUCCUAAUUAUUAUAACGGUGGUAUUAAAGAUGCUAUGUGACCAAAAAGCA
This is a messenger RNA of Syngnathus acus (greater pipefish), 4549 nucleotides long. It is a transcript of the gene stox2a, whose product is annotated as storkhead box 2a. The transcript has 4 exons. Gene Ontology annotation, molecular function: RNA polymerase II transcription regulatory region sequence-specific DNA binding; DNA-binding transcription activator activity, RNA polymerase II-specific. Gene Ontology annotation, biological process: positive regulation of transcription by RNA polymerase II. Bases 991 to 3993 code for a protein of 1000 amino acids. The record is from RefSeq and is a predicted model, not a curated record. Gene Ontology annotation, cellular component: nucleus; cytoplasm. NCBI's taxonomy places the organism in Eukaryota, Metazoa, Chordata, Actinopteri, Syngnathiformes, Syngnathidae.